UUUGUUGACAUUUACAUGGCUUAUUUUGAUUUUUGGACUAUGAACUUUGUUUUGAAGAAAUUAAAUAAUACAAAAUUGUGAAAGUAUUUUCUAAAGAUGUCGCAACCACAUCGUAGAGCAGUUUUAAAUCUUUAUAAAACUCUAUUACAUUUGGGUCGAGAUUGGCCUCAGGGUUACGACCUCUUCCGUAAAAGACUUCACAAGGUGUUUUUAAAGAACAGCGAAGAACAAAAUCCGGAAAAGGUUAAAAUCAUGGUGAAACAUGGCGAGUUCGUCGUCAAAGAGAUUGAAGCGCUUUAUAAGUUGAAGAAAUAUAGGGCAAUGAAGAAACGGUACUAUGAUGAAAACUAACAUGGUAAGUUUUUUAGAAACUUGACAAAAAAUAAACGGAAGUUGCUUUCUUGCUCAUAAGGAACAUGUAUAGGUAUGACAAGAAUAUUUGUAAUUAGAUAAGUAAUUGUACACACACUAGAAUUCAGCCAGUCCAUUGUUGUCAUAAUGUAAAAGUCUUUUCUAAUUAGCUUUUCUAGUUACCUACUUGUUUGCAAUCAUCUGUAAAUAGUGCUUAAUUUGUUAAUAAGAGGUCAAAAAUGAAACCAAUUGUCUAUGUAAUUAUGUAUUAUAGACAUUUUUAUAGUUUACAUAAUUCAUUACUAUUAUAAACUCUAGUAAAAAUUAUAUUGUGUAAUAAUAAAAUAAAGUAUCUAAUAUUUCUAAACAAAAUGUUAAUAAAAUCUUUAACAUAAAAAUGAGACAAUGAUUUUUUAUUUAAGUGGCAAGUGAUAUGAUAAUUUAUUUUAUCAAUCCGUUUCAGAGUUAAGUAUAUACAUUAUAUCUAUGAUAACAAUUUUGUGUCAACAAAAUUACAAGUAUAUUUUAUAUAGUUGGUGCAAGAGAUGGGCAAGUUAGAGUUACAGAUAAACCCUGCAUAGUUGUGAAUAUCUGAACUACAAAUGAAAGUUUCAUUAACAUUGGUUACACUUUUACGAUUCUAAAGUUAGCAAAGGAGUUUGUAACAAACAGCAAUGAUUACAACAGCCCAACACAUUAACACCACUUUGUAUGAUACAAGCUAACUAUUCAAUGAUAUAACAUUUUACACUUAAAGUGUGAUUAAAUUUUUAUUUCACUCAUAGAGAUUGCUAUACAGGUUUCCAAUUGAAAAUGUUUAUCAACCUGGAUUGAGAACGGUUUUACAUACCAAACACUUCUAGUGUAUGUCGUCAAAGUUAAAUGACACAAAUAAAACUCAUUGUUCUUUCUAUACAUUCUAUUGUGAUAUAAAUAGACUAUUUAUUUUAAUGUGAAGAUAUGUGUUUUUACUUAUGUCAUUGUAACUUUGGUCUCUAGUCAUCCACAGUUAUCAUAUUCAAUGAAUAAUUCAUUGGUAUUAUUUGAGAAUAAAUAGUAAAUGUACAACCUUUUCAGUAGAGUUUAAUCAACUUGUAAAUUCUAAAGGUUUGAUAGGGCUGUGAUGACUAUAGUGAGGGAAGGUUACUAACAGCAUGAGAGUAUGUAUGAAUCAUGUAUUAUGUAGUUCCGAUAUUUCUUAAUAUUACGUUCUAGCGAUUAUUCACAUAUUUCCUGGCGUUUGUUCUUAAUAUUACAAAAUGUUAAUAAUAAAUAGCGUUUGAAAUAUCUAUAUUGUCAAUUCUACCGAGGCGCAACCGCUCGAUCUGCGCGGUCAGGGAUUAUAAAGUAGUUGAGUGGAGCUGCAACAGAUUCACGACAAAUGCUCUGUCUGCCAGAAUAUGUUGAUUUAUCGAGUUUAUCACGACGAAAAUAUUUUCGUCUGAUUUGCUGUUAUCAGCAUGUUCAUUAUCAUUUUGUCGAGUCGUAUUUUUAACAACAGAGGCAUACUGAUUUCUGCCUUUCCUGUCAAUGAAUCUGUUACAAAUAUAAAUAAGUUCUAUAUUAUAUUAACAUAGUAAUUAUAUUUAUUGUUAAAUACAGUACUUGAACCACAAGUCUA
Helicoverpa zea (corn earworm) is the source of this 1972-nucleotide messenger RNA. RefSeq names its product electron transfer flavoprotein regulatory factor 1 (gene osi). The transcript has 2 exons. Lineage: Eukaryota; Metazoa; Arthropoda; Insecta; Lepidoptera; Noctuidae. Gene Ontology annotation, cellular component: mitochondrion. The record is from RefSeq and is a predicted model, not a curated record. Gene Ontology annotation, biological process: respiratory electron transport chain. The coding region runs from base 97 to 351 and encodes 84 amino acids.